CUCGGUAUAUAAGGUUCACCUGGAAACACCGCACAGUGUUAGUCAACACAAACCGAAUCUAAAGUUCAAACAGACAGGGGCCCGAAGCCAACACAGCAUGAAUCAUCAAUUUCCAUAUUCCACUUUCUUCAUCAUAAUCUCUUAAAACUCUCAAAUUUAAUGCCCCUUUUCGUUUUUUUAGAGGAAAAAUUCCAUCUCUUCUUCGAUUUUGUACGUGGGUUUGAUGUUUUCUGUUGUUCGAUCCCCUUUUUUUUCCCAACUUGAUAGCAGUUUUAUCAUCAUAAUUUCUGAAAUUUUGCUGUACCUUUUGGUUUGUUAGAGGAAAAAUUCGAUCUUCUCUCUUCGAUUUUGUACGUGGGAUUUGUAUUUUGUGUUGUUCAACCUGAUAGCAUUUUCAUCAUCUUAAUCUCUUAAAUUUACUGGUCAUUUUGGUUUGUUAGAGGAAAAACGAUUGAUUUUUGUGUUCGAUUUUGAACGUGGGGUUGGCUAUUUUCGUGCUUAUUUCUCCUGUUUUUCGAUCCCCUUUUUUGUUAACUUGAUAGCAGUUAAUUAACCGCACCUGUUUUUGUUUUUUUUUCAGUUUCGAAUUUGAUUUCCUGCUUUCGUUCGUGCAGUUUCUUAAUCAUUAUCUCUUGAAACUCUGAAAAGAUCGUUUCUUUUCGUCGUAUUUGUACGUGGGGUUUGGUAUUUCGUGCUUAUUUCUCCUGUUCUUCGAUCCCCUUUUUGUCAACUUGAUAUCAGUUAAUUAACCGCGCCUGGGGUUUCAGUUUCGAAUUUUAUUUCCUGUUUUCGUUCAAUCUAUCGGUCAAUUUGAAAGGAAAGAAGGAAAUAGAUUUCGAGAUCGAUGGUGAAGGAGACUGAAUAUUAUGACAUUUUGGGGGUUAGCCCUACUGCUACUGAACCUGAGAUCAAGAAAGCAUACUACAUUAAGGCACGGCAGGUUCAUCCUGAUAAAAACCCAAAUGACCCUCUAGCUGCACAGAAUUUUCAGGUGUUGGGAGAGGCUUAUCAGGUACUGGGCGAUCCAUCUCAACGAAAAGCUUAUGAUGCACAUGGAAAAUCAGUAAUUUCAACAGAUGCAAUCAUUGAUCCUGCUGCAAUUUUUGCUAUGCUUUUUGGAAGUGAACUUUUUGAGGAGUACAUAGGUCAGCUUGCUAUGGCAUCAAUGGCUUCAUUGGAUAUUUUCACUGAAGGUGAAGAUUUUGAUGCUAAAAAGUUGCAAGAGAAAAUGAGGGUUGUUCAGAGGGAGAGGGAAGAAAAACUUGCUGAAACUUUGAAGGACCGUCUCAAUCUAUAUGUACAAGGAAAUAAAGAGGACUUUGUUCGUCAUGCAGAAGCUGAGGUGUCAAGGCUUUCAAAUGCAGCUUAUGGUGUUGAUAUGUUAAACACAAUUGGAUACAUAUAUGCAAGACAGGCAGCGAAAGAGCUUGGAAAGAAGGCAUUAUAUUUGGGUGUACCUUUUAUUGCUGAGUGGUUCAGAAACAAAGGCCAUUUUAUCAAAUCCCAAGUAACGGCUGCAACAGGUGCAAUUGCUUUGAUUCAGCUGCAAGAGGACAUGAAAAGGCAGCUCAGUGCAGAAGGAAAUUACACUGAGGAAGAACUUGAGGAGUAUAUGGAAUCCCACAAGAAGCUAAUGAUUGAUUCCCUCUGGAAGCUUAAUGUAGCAGAUAUUGAAGCCACUCUUUCUCGUGUUUGUCAAAUGGUUCUACAAGACAACAACGUAAAGAAAGAAGAGCUUCGUGUUCGUGCCAAGGGGUUGAAGACUCUCGGCAAAAUUUUUCAGAAGGUGAAGUCAGUCAAUGAAGCCGAAACUACAGAAAACGAUGUCCACAAGUUGGACGGAAAUGAACCGAGCCACGACUCUCGUUCUUCAACUGCAUCAGUACAGUAUCAAAAUAAAGAAGAGGUGCCUCAUACAGUAUUUGCAUCACAGACCCCCACCCGCCCACCUUUUCUUCAGGACGAAUACUCAAUUUUAUGUGCUUCUCAAAUGUCAAAGUGAAAUAGUGAAUGCAUCACCACAGCAUAUGCAGUAGUGUCAACUUCUCACCAAAAGCAUCUUUACUUUCCACAUCCUGUGAUAUACCUAUUCCUUUGCUGAGAAACAAACGAAAUGACCAACCUCUAUUGGUAUCCUCGGUACUUCCUUAUACAUCAAUGGCCUCACUUCUGCCUUUUAAAAAAAGAUCCUAUGGUAAGCGAGCAGUGUAGCUUGGACUUGGAAGAGAUGAGAGUGUUUUUCACCUUCUGUAUUGUUAGCUUGGACUUGGAAGAGACGGAGUGUUUUGCACCUUCUCUAGACUUUAACAACUCCCUAACUUGGGGAUUGUUAUACUUGAAAGGACAUCUAUUUUCUUCUUAUUAGAGAUUCGAAGGAACUAGUGGAAAGUAGAUUUUCUUCUUGGGAAUUGCUAAUUGCAAGUGCAGCUUAGAGGGAGAAAGAGAUUUACUUGUCAUGUGUCGCACGUCAGUGUCAUGAGGCACUCUUAGACAUUGAUGCAAGGGCAGAAAAGGAUUCAGCGGAACAGGUUUCUCCUGACUUAUUUCCUUUCAUCUUUUUGGAGUUGAGUUUGUAGAACAGUUUAAGAUUAAAAACCUUUGGCUCUAUCCAUGCAUUCGCUGGAUGACAAUAUCAUUAGGAGAUGGUAGAGUGAUUAAGAAUCGGGUGGAGGAGAGUAUUCUUGCACACUGUUUGUGUUAAUCUUAAUUUCCUUUUCUUUUUCUUUCUUUUCAGUAAUUUCCUUCUUCUUUUAGUGUUGUCAAGAGGAAUAUAUUGUGUUUUACUUCUGCCAAAACAAUAAAAGGAAGGUAUUCCGCUGUAAUGAGUAUAGUGGCUAUUCUAGGAAAUGUUCUAACUUCUAAGAUUCAUUUCAAAUGAAGCAAAGAUCAUGUCAUGGUCUUUUUCCAUUGUCUUAACUAUUUGAGCAAUUUAUUAAUUCACAUUC
This is a messenger RNA of Solanum dulcamara, 2945 nucleotides long. Its product is annotated as chaperone protein dnaJ 10-like. Bases 845 to 2002 code for a protein of 385 amino acids. The record is from RefSeq and is a predicted model, not a curated record. The transcript is spliced from 10 exons. Lineage: Eukaryota; Viridiplantae; Streptophyta; Magnoliopsida; Solanales; Solanaceae.